Helicoverpa zea (corn earworm) is the source of this 1650-nucleotide messenger RNA. RefSeq names its product putative inorganic phosphate cotransporter. The transcript has 11 exons. The coding region runs from base 194 to 1582 and encodes 462 amino acids. NCBI's taxonomy places the organism in Eukaryota, Metazoa, Arthropoda, Insecta, Lepidoptera, Noctuidae. The record is from RefSeq and is a predicted model, not a curated record. Gene Ontology annotation, biological process: monoatomic anion transport; transmembrane transport. Gene Ontology annotation, cellular component: plasma membrane. Gene Ontology annotation, molecular function: transmembrane transporter activity.
GUCUAUCGGCAGGUAGCGCGCGCGCAACACAAGCGCAGAGGCCGCGCGUUCCAAAUUUAAAUUAAUUAAAAAAAUAAUCUAAUGGUUACGAAAGAGUUUAUAGUCACAAAUAAAAAAAAAGACUGUUUAUUGAAAAUUCAAACUACAGUAUUGAAACAUUAUUUUGUGAUAUAGUUAAGUUAUAAAUAUUAAAAUGAAUGAAGAUCAAGUGACUAAACUUAGCAAAGGGCCAGCGGUAGGAGUGCGGCACCUGCAGGUGCUGAUGCUGUUCCUCGCCAUGGUAAUAGUGUUCACCAUGAGAGUCAACAUGAGCAUGGCCAUCGUCGCCAUGACUGAUAAGGAUAGCGAGGGCGCAUUCGACUGGAGCAUGCAAACCCAGAGUGUGAUCCUGUCGUCAUUCUUCUGGGGCUACGUGGUACUCCAGAUCCCGAGUGGAGAGAUUGCAGCCAGGUUCGGUGGUAUGAUACUCAUCACAAUAUGCAUCGCUGUCAACUCUGCUGUCUCGUUGCUGAUUCCUUUAGCUGCUUAUUAUGGAGGUUGGCAAGCCAUCUGCGCCUGCCGAGUGCUCCAGGGUCUGUCUCAGGGCUGCGUAUACCCGACGAUGCACAAUCUUAUAGGCAAAUGGGUGCCCUUGGAGGAAAAGAGCCGUCUCGGAACCCUAAUAUAUGGAGGUGCUAUGAUGGGAACAGCCUUACAGCUGAUGAUAUCAGGCUUCAUCGCUGACUCCUGGGGCUGGCCAGCCAUAUUCUACGUGGACGGUUCAAUAGGUGCCAUCUGGGUAGUGUUCUAUGUGUUCCUGGGUGCCGACUCUCCUCAGAGGUCUAAAAUGAUUGGGAAAGUGGAAAAAUUGUAUAUUCAGACGUCUUUGGGACAAAUUGGUGAACAGAAGAGGUUACAAACUCCUUGGAAGAAGAUAGCGACAAACCUGUCGUUCAUCUCUCUGAUCGUGGCCCACUGCGGACAUAACUGGGGCUACUGGACGCUCAUGACGGAGAUGCCUUCCUACAUGAAGCAAGUUCUUGGAGUUGAUAUUAAAGCUAAUGGACUUAUGUCAGCUCUUCCUUACUUGGCAAUGUACUUGCUAAGUUUCCCCUUCGGGUUUAUAUCUGAUUACAUUUUGAAGAACAAUUGGCUCAGCAUCAGCACUUGUCGAAAGCUUUCCAAUUCUAUUGGUGAAUACGGGCCCGCGUUAGCACUGAUCGGCUUGAGUUACGUGCCGGCCGGCAACGUCACAAUGGCUGUCGCUCUGCUUACCCUCGUCGUUGGACUCAAUGCUGGACACAUGACUGGAUAUUUGCUGGUUCACAUUGACAUGGCUCCUAACUUUGCUGGCACAAUGAUGGGCAUCACCAACUUCUUUGCGAACAUCGUGUCCAUCAUCGCUCCUUUGGUUGCUGGUCUUAUUCUACAGGAUGAGACUGACCCUGAGCAAUGGCGUCAAGUGUUCUACGUGGCAUCAGCCAUCUACGUCGCCAGCAAUACAUUCUUCGUGAUCUUCGGCACCAGCGAGAGGCAGACUUGGAAUGAACCCGACCCCAAAGAAAUUACGUCAGGAUCAGAAAAGGCUGAAAAAGUAGUUUAAGAAUAAAGUUACCUAUACAUACCGCAUUUGUAAAUUUUGUAAAUAUUAAUAAAUUAUGUUGAACUAAA